AGUCUCCUUCCCAACCACAGGAGCUUGACUGUUGUAAACAUGGCGGCCGCUGUGUGCAGAGUUCUGUCCUUCACUAGGAACGCUAAGGCUCUCCUUCAACCAGUGAGGUUGACUGCUGCACCCGUCCACCGAUACAGCGUGGAGGUUUCAAGUACCGGCGAGGCUAUCACUCAUACCGGCCAGGUGUUUGAUGAAAAAGACCCAAGAAGAGCUCGGUUUAUUGGAAAACAGAAAGAGGUGAAUAAGAAUUUUGCCAUCAACCUUGUGGCAGAAGAGCCAGUGACACACUUGGAGGCCAGAGUGGUGUCUUGUGAUGGAGGCGGAGGAGCACUUGGACAUCCCAAAGUCUACAUCAAUUUGGAUAAGGACACAAAGGUGGGGACAUGUGGCUACUGUGGACUGCAGUUCAAGCAGAAGCAUCAUCACUGAAGCAUCAGCCCUGUAUUUGCUUCUCUGUAUAAAAUAAAUUAUGUUGUCUAACUGGGA
Molecule: messenger RNA, 486 nt
Organism: Xiphophorus couchianus (Monterrey platyfish)
Lineage: Eukaryota; Metazoa; Chordata; Actinopteri; Cyprinodontiformes; Poeciliidae
Gene: ndufs6
Product: NADH:ubiquinone oxidoreductase subunit S6
Exons: 4
Coding region: 40-429 (129 amino acids)
Biological process (GO): mitochondrial electron transport, NADH to ubiquinone
Cellular component (GO): respiratory chain complex I
Source: RefSeq, a predicted model, not a curated record